Messenger RNA from Lacerta agilis (Sand lizard), 2499 nucleotides. RefSeq names its product abl interactor 2 (gene ABI2). Gene Ontology annotation, cellular component: lamellipodium. The coding region runs from base 48 to 1682 and encodes 544 amino acids. The record is from RefSeq and is a predicted model, not a curated record. Lineage: Eukaryota; Metazoa; Chordata; Lepidosauria; Squamata; Lacertidae. Gene Ontology annotation, molecular function: SH3 domain binding. The transcript has 12 exons.
AGGAGGAGAGGGAAGAGGGGCGGGACGGAGCGCGCGAGCAUGUGAAGAUGGCGGAGCUGCAGAUGCUGCUGGAGGAGGAGAUCCCCGGGGGGCGCCGGGCCCUCUUCGACAGCUACACCAACCUCGAGCGGGUCGCCGAGUACUGCGAGACCAACUACAUACAGUCAACAGAUAAGCAACGGGCCCUAGAAGAAACCAAAGCAUAUACAACACAGUCUUUAGCUAGUGUAGCCUAUUUGAUCAACACCUUGGCCAACAAUGUUCUACAGAUGCUGGAUAUCCAGGCAUCCCAGCUUAGGCGUAUGGAAUCUUCAAUCAACCACAUUUCGCAAACAGUUGACAUACAUAAAGAAAAAGUGGCCAGAAGAGAAAUUGGCAUCUUGACCACAAAUAAAAACACUUCAAGAACCCACAAAAUCAUUGCACCAGCCAACCUGGAGAGACCAGUUCGCUACAUUAGAAAACCUAUUGAUUAUACAAUCCUAGAUGACAUUGGACAUGGGGUGAAGUGGUUGCUUAGAUUUAAGGUUAGUACACAGAAUAUGAAAAUGGGUGGCCUGCCUCGUACCACACCACCCACCCAGAAGCCACCCAGUCCGCCAAUGUCAGGGAAAGGAACGAUUGGGCGUCACUCUCCCUAUCGCACACUGGAGCCAGUGCGUCCUCCAGUGGUACCAAAUGACUAUGUACCUAGCCCUACCCGUAAUAUGGCUCCCUCGCAACAGAGCCCUGUUAGGACAGCUUCUGUGAAUCAGAGGAAUCGCACUUACAGCAGCAGCGGGAGCAGUGGAGGGAGCCACCCUAGCAGUAGGAGCAGCAGUCGAGAGAACAGCGGAAGUGGAAGUGUGGGAGUCCCUAUUGCUGUCCCUACUCCAUCCCCUCCCAGUGUGUAUCCAGCCCCUGCCAGUUCAGCUGGCACUUCUCCCCUUCCUGCUACUUCUGCCCCCGCUCCCACUCUUCCCACUCCUGCAACUGCCCCAUCCUCUGCCGCCCCAGAUGCUGCUGCCGCUGCUGCAGGGGCUCAGCCCCUUGCCGAUGGCUUCACAUCUCCAACUCCCCCUGCUGCUUCUUCCACUCCUUCCGCAGGUCAUCCUGUUCAGUUCUACAGCAUGAACAGACCUGCUACUCGGCACACCCCUCCAACAAUAGGGGGCUCUUUGCCGUACAGGCGUCCUCCUUCCAUCACUUCGCAGAACAGCCUUCAAAACCAGGUGAAUGGAGGACCCUUUUAUAGCCAGAACCCAGUGUCUCUUGCGCCGCCGCCUCCCUCUAUCCUACAGGUAACUCCUCAGUUGCCACUCAUGGGAUUUGUGGCCAGAGUUCAGGAGAAUAUUUCAGACACACCCCCACCCCCACCCCCAGUAGAUGAGCCGGUCUUUGAUGAAUCCCCACCACCACCACCUCCUCCAGAAGAUUAUGAGGAGGAAGAAGCCGCUGUGGUAGAAUACAGUGACCCAUACGCUGAAGAGGAUCCACCGUGGGCACCAAGGACCUACUUGGAGAAAGUUGUGGCGAUCUACGACUACACUAAAGACAAGGAAGAUGAACUCUCCUUUCAGGAAGGUGCCAUCAUCUACGUCAUUAAGAAAAACGACGAUGGUUGGUAUGAGGGGGUGAUGAAUGGAGUAACGGGACUCUUCCCAGGGAACUAUGUGGAGUCCAUCAUGCAUUACUCGGAGUGAAGACGGCCACAACAAGAGGCAGAUUUGCACCUUGCUUGCCAUGAGGAUGUUGGGCUCCCCAGAUCUUCUCCAGCAGCUGGGGGACCCUGUCAAAUGAACUGAAUGAAGGAAGGAUCAUUGUAAACAAAAACCACUCUUAUUUUUUUUUUUUUUGCUCCCCCCCCCCCCAACCAUUUUAUAAAAUAGUGAUUUGAGUUGUUUUGGAGAAACGGCUCUUCCAUUUGCCAGCAGCGGCUGGCCUGAGCUGAACGACGUAUUUUAAUAAGCUGACCGAUUCGGGUGUAGAUAUAGGAGAUGUAACGAACUUGCCAAUUAACCGAUCCGUUGCUCAAAUUGUGACCCAUUCAAUCAAGACAUGGGAUUUUUCUCAGGAAUAAUGUAAGCCCUGGUAUUGGGACAUCCCAGAUGCCAGGGCUGAAGGGUUGGCUUCGAUAGGCCAUCCACCCCCCUCCCUCUCUUUGCCUUUCCCCAAGUCCCCAUUCUUCACUCUCUCACAAUUGGAAGAGUGUUAUUGUACUGGCAAACAUUUUGGGGUUCACACACCAACUGGAUCUCAGGUUGGUUCCUUGCAUCUCUGACCCAAAACACUUCUGCAGCUGUUCAGCGCAUGUAGCCUGAUCUGGGUGCACACGGAGCUGGUUUCGAAUCACAUUCCUCCUGCUUGGCCUCCCGUUAUAUAGAUCCUUGAAAACUGCGAGCGAGGCCUCUCUCAUUUAGUGAAAUGGUUGUUAAGAAGUUGGAAGGAAGAUGAAGCUUGAAAUUAAGAUUUGGGAUGCCUCCCUAUUUGGAAAAAUAUACAGGGAAUAGUUUGCACCCU